Poecilia reticulata (guppy) is the source of this 1858-nucleotide messenger RNA. It is a transcript of the gene cacul1, whose product is annotated as CDK2 associated cullin domain 1. Gene Ontology annotation, biological process: ubiquitin-dependent protein catabolic process; G1/S transition of mitotic cell cycle; positive regulation of protein kinase activity. Gene Ontology annotation, molecular function: protein kinase binding; ubiquitin protein ligase binding. NCBI's taxonomy places the organism in Eukaryota, Metazoa, Chordata, Actinopteri, Cyprinodontiformes, Poeciliidae. The record is from RefSeq and is a predicted model, not a curated record.
UUCCCAUCGUCCUCUCUGCUGUCCUGCCAUACAAACUGUCGUAAAAUGUGAGUUUAGAGCAGAAAGAGGGAUGCACAGCACCGAGAACGGCUGAGAGUUUUUGUUUGUUUUCGCUUGUUUCUGUCGGAAUGUGUCAGUAGUUCUGCUCGGUUCUGGCCCUCAAUUGCUAUCGUCAAGAUGGAGGCCAUGGAGGACGACAGCUCGGAGGUUAAAGACGACCACAACCACAACUAUUGCGGUGGUAAAGUCAGGGCGGCGCUUAGCAGCCAGGUACCGGAUGGAGUAGGAGCUCCUGAGCCCGUUUGUCCAACGGUACCGGGGGGCGAACCGGCGAAGCGGCAAGCGAAACUGUGGUCCGGUAGUCCCCGCGGGUCAAAGUUCAUGGACUCGGACACAGGCAGCGAGAACAGCGAAGUUAGCGAGCCGGACUGCUCGGCUGCUAGCACCGAGGACAAAUUCAGACUCGACUCCACUUCCAAGUUUCGUAAGGGCCCGAAGAGCCGCGUGUUGAAUGCGAUGGCAAUAGAAGACUACCGGAAAAACCACUGGCCCAACCUAGAGGAGGCGAUAGACCGCCUGCUGAUCCAGAACCUCUCGGACCACAUUUCGGUCUCCUACGCUCAGAUCUACGGCUACGUCUAUAAGUGUGUUUGCCAGCAGCACUCUGAGCUGCUCUACAGCGACCUGACCUCCAAGAUAACGGCUCACCUGCAGCAGGUUUCCACACAGCUGCAGGCCAGCCCAACUGAGAACCUGAUUGAAAACUUCAACAUCGCUCUGACUCAGUACUUGGCGUCUCUUCAGUGUAUCGUUCCAGUGUUUAUAUACUUGAACAAGUUCUAUAUUGAGUCAAAACUGAACCGAGACCUGAAAGAGGAUCUGAUGAAGCUGUUUGCAGACCAUGUUGCAGAAGAACAUCUAAGGAAAUUGAUGCCUCUGCUCAUUAAAGCUCACUCCAUGCCGUUCCAAGUGCACCCGUCCACGAUGGCCAGCGUGGUGAAAGGCCUCUACAGCCUGCGACCAGAGUGGGCCCAGCUCGCUCCGGCCCUCUUCUCCAGCUUCAUCCCACAGAUCCACCCCCCCGCCGUGGAGUCCCAGCUGCACGAUUACGCCGACCGCGACCGGAAGCUGCAGAUGGAGCUCUCCAUGAAAGGCUUUCCACGGGGCGACCAAUCUCGCAAACGCGCCAGCGAAGACUCCUGAUGGCGCCAACUCUGUUGCAGAACUCUACUGUGCCUCCUACAGAUUGAUCUCACUCGCUGCUCUAAAUACACAUUCAACAACGCCUCACGUUCAUCUCUGUUGACGCGAGGCCACAAAAACACUGUGAACACAACGACCGCAACGAUUUUCAUUUUGAUGGACGGGAGGGAAAAUCGACACUCUCAGACUUCCAUACAGGUUCUUCCCUGAAUCCAGCUGCUGUGAUUUACGUCUGCAGCUGGAAAUCCUGUGAAUGUUUGAUAAAGAAGGGGCUAAUAAACACUUUCUAGUUGCUGCUAACCAUAAUCUUCGUGUUUAAAUCCCACGAAUCGCUUGUUACAGAAAAAAAAAAAACGUAAGACCUCUGUUGUAAUUAUCUACUUUUAUGUUGCCUUUAACACAUUACUAACAAAAUAAAACGUUUGCCAAAGAGGAGCAGAAGAUAUUUAACUUUUAUAUGCGAUUCUUUUCAUUCAGGCUGCUUCCUCCCUUUAACGUUUGCACCGAUCAGCCGUUACCAGUGCAUCUUAACAUCAGCUGUUAACUUAUUUCUAUAAUUUAAGAUGAAACUUGUAAAUUAUAUUGAUUCAUUCAUUACAGAGUGAUGGAUGUAAAGAGUUUAAUUCUGUUGAUUUAAUAAAAGCGUCAAAUUAGG